Messenger RNA from Condylura cristata (star-nosed mole), 3821 nucleotides. It is a transcript of the gene ARMH3, whose product is annotated as chromosome unknown open reading frame, human C10orf76. Gene Ontology annotation, biological process: regulation of Golgi organization. Gene Ontology annotation, cellular component: cytosol. NCBI's taxonomy places the organism in Eukaryota, Metazoa, Chordata, Mammalia, Eulipotyphla, Talpidae. The transcript is spliced from 26 exons. The record is from RefSeq and is a predicted model, not a curated record. Bases 173 to 2242 code for a protein of 689 amino acids.
ACCCGGCGGGCUUUAGGACCCGGCGGAGCACGGAGGGCCGCGGGCAGGGUCGGGGGAGGUCGGGAGCGCGUCCGUCAGCCCGGUACUGUGCGGCGUCGGUGGCGGCGGGAGCGAGCGGGCCCCGGCGCUGCGCGGGUGGUGGAGGAGGAGCCCGGGGCUCGAUUCUCUCACCAUGGCACAGGUAGAGAAACGAGGGGGUUUGCUCCGGAAGUCCUCAGCCUCCAAAAAACCCCUCAAGGAGAAAGUAGUGCUGAUGUAUGAUGAGAUCUUUAUGACAGAGGACCCUAGUAAGUACAGUCCUCGAUUUUGGGAAGAGCUCUUCCUCAUGAAGGUGAAUUUAGAAUAUCUAGAAGGCAAGCUGGAAUCUCUUGAUGGGGAGGAGUUAAUGAAGAUCAAGGACAAUAUCAAUUGCUUAUUUCAACACUGCAUACAGGCUCUGGGAGAGGAACAUCCAAUUCGAGUUGUUAAUGCAUUGCAGACCUUGUGUGCUCUCAUUCGAGGAGUCCAUCAGAAAAAUAAGUCUACGUCUGGGUUUGACAUUAUUAACAUGCUCAUGGGUUUUGACAAGGCGGAGCUGUGUAUGAAGAACCUGAUGGAGAGUUUGGAUUCAUUGCUUUGUGCAGAAGGUUCUGAAAGUCUGAAGAGUUUAUGCCUGAAACUUCUCCUUUGCUUAGUGACUGUGACAGAUAACAUCAGCCAGAACACUAUCCUGGAGUAUGUAAUGAUCAACAGUAUAUUUGAAGCAAUUUUACAGAUACUCUCCCACCCCCCAAGUCGUAGGGAGCAUGGGUAUGACGCUGUUGUCCUCCUAGCUUUGCUGGUGAACUAUAGAAAAUAUGAGUCUGUAAAUCCAUAUAUUGUGAAGCUGUCUAUUGUAGAUGAUGAGGCCACCCUUAAUGGAAUGGGACUUGUGAUUGCUCAGGCUUUAUCUGAGUAUAAUAGACAGUAUAAAGACAAAGAAGAAGAACACCAGAGUGGGUUUUUCUCUGCUUUAACAAAUAUGGUCGGCAGUAUGUUCAUAGCAGAUGCCCAUGAGAAAAUCUCAGUACAAACCAAUGAGGCCAUCCUUCUGGCACUUUAUGAAGCUGUUCAUUUAAAUCGUAACUUCAUCACAGUAUUAGCCCAGAGUCAUCCAGAAAUGGGCUUGGUAACAACUCCUGUCAGUCCUGCUCCAACAACCCCAGUCACCCCUCUUGGGACCACACCACCUUCUUCUGAUGUUAUAAGUUCUGUGGAACUCCCACUGGAUGCGGAUGUACAGACCAGUAAUUUGCUGAUAACCUUCUUAAAGUAUAGCUCAAUCGUCAUGCAAGAUACCAAAGAUGAGCACCGGCUUCACAGCGGCAAACUCUGUCUGAUUAUCCUUACUUGUAUUGCAGAGGAUCAAUAUGCCAAUGCGUUUUUACAUGAUGACAACAUGAAUUUUCGAGUAAACUUACAUAGAAUGCCUAUGAGACAUAGGAAGAAGGCAGCAGAUAAGAAUCUUCCCUGCCGUCCUUUAGUCUGUGCAGUGUUGGACUUGAUGGUAGAGUUUAUUGUAACACACAUGAUGAAGGAAUUUCCUAUGGACCUUUAUGUACGCUGCAUUCAGGUCGUACAUAAGCUUCUUUGCUAUCAGAAGAAGUGUAGAAUACGCCUACAUUACACCUGGCGGGAACUCUGGUCAGCCUUGAUAAAUUUGCUGAAGUUCCUUAUGUCAAAUGAGACUGUACUUUUGGCCAAACACAACAUUUUUACGUUAGCCCUUAUGAUUGUGAACCUAUUUAAUAUGUUUAUCACAUAUGGUGAUACAUUCCUGCCCACUCCCAGCAGCUACGAUGAACUCUACUAUGAGAUUAUUCGCAUGCAUCAGAGCUUUGACAACCUCUACUCCAUGGUCCUGAGGCUUUCUACCAAUGCAGGCCAAUGGAAAGAAGCAGCUAGCAAGGUGACCCAUGCGUUGGUUAAUAUCAGAGCCAUCGUUAACCACUUUAACCCCAAAAUUGAAUCCUACGCUGCUGUGAAUCACAUAUCCCAGCUGUCAGAAGAACAGGUGCUGGAGGUGGUGCGAGCCAACUAUGACACGCUCACACUGAAGCUGCAGGACGGCCUGGACCAGUAUGAGCGCUACUCAGAGCAACACAAAGAAGCUGCCUUCUUCAAGGAGCUGGUUCGAUCCAUUAGCACCAAUGUCCGGAGAAACCUGGCCUUCCACACACUCACCCAGGAAGUCCUGCUCAAGGAGUUCUCCACUAUCUCCUGAAGCUACGCUCAUCUGAGCAGCCGCUGACUGCCCUUACCCAUGAGGCUCUGAGCUGAAGGGGGAGUGAGGGGAGAGGGGCUGUCCCCCAGGUUGGAGAAAAGCAGACCCUCUCGGUGACGCCAGCACUUCAGUGGAACCUGGACAGCAGGGGCCAGGAGGGGAAGCCAGGGGUGAUCUUACUUGGGGAGGGGUGGGUGGGCAGAGGGAAAGCCUUCAAGAAUGAGGGAGUCCCAGGGUGGCUUUCCUGGAUACCCUUCACAUUUCCACUUGAGAUUACACAUUGUGCCUCCCAACAGGUUUUUAGGAGCUGUUGGUGUAGGCCUUGGGUGGUGCCAGCACCCUCGGGGGCAUCAGUUUCCUUAGGCUUUUGAAAACAUGAACUCUCAGACGAGUGGAACCACGUUCUGCUUCCUUUGGGCAUGGAACCGAGUAGGCUUGAAAUCUGUGUCCCUUUCCCCCUCUCGCAUUCUGUCCAGUCUUUAGAACUUUAGCUCAGGCUUAGGGUAGGAUAGGAAUGGGGUUACCUGUUUUCUAUUUUCUAAAUCCAGAGCUAACUCCUAGGAGACCAGAAAUUAGAAUCCACCCAAUGCUCCACUGCCCAGCCACCACCACUGCCCAGCCACCACUUUCUGGACUUCACUCCUAGCACAAGGAGUACUGUUAGCUAUCCCCUGCCUUCCAGCCCAUUGUCCAUCCACACUGUAGGUCCACAACCAUAACUUUUUAUUUGCAGCCGGUUAAACUGUCUUUAGAAUGUGUGUGUGAAAUAAACAUUGACAGGUUCUCUGGAGCCCUCAGGUGCCUACUUUGCUGGUUCCCUUCCAGCAGUUCUCUCACCUCCCUAGCUGCCCUCCUCUGGGAGCCUCUCCUGCCUCAGCUGAGCUCCCCUCCGAGUGUUCCACCCCCUCACGGCUGUUGUUUACAUCCAGCCUGCUGGAGAAUUUCCUCUGGGAGGAAUCUGUUCCUGUUGUGGCCUGGUGCCUGGGAGGGCGCCUGCCAUCUGAAAGAGGCCAGGUGAGCGAGAAGGAGAGGAGAGGAGCAGAGGCGUUCUUUCUACCUGCGUGAACAACAAGCAAGUCUCCUGACCUUCAGGAAGUUGGCUGUAGUACCCCCUGUCCACAGCCUGCAUGGGAGACUGUAGACUUUUCCUACCUAGCUGCUGCCUCCCUUUGUAAAGCCCCAGGGGAUGGCAGGGAACAAGCAGCAUCAUCGGAUUGGAAGUAUUUGGGAGUAAGUGCAGGCAUCCAGCAGUGAGAGCGAGUGUGGGACCCACCCAGCUGCAAUUCCACUCAGCCUCAGAUCUCUUUGGGAAGACUUGCUCUUCUUGGGAACCAGGUUCUGGCCCCAGCACUGAGGUUGAUACAUAAGUUCCAGAGCCUCCACCAACAUGCUGCCGUGUAUAGAUGUAGAUAUUUAAGAAAUCAAGGGUUGGGUCACCUCUGAUCACUAGAUGGAGAGCUUAGCCUGGGCAUUUAGUGUUUUUCACAGUGAUAAACCCAGGGGAGCCAGAGCUGGUGGCAAGUUUGAAGUCAUUAAAAAUUUAUUUGUAUGGGGCAGUCUUUUUAGUGUCUUUUUUUCC